This is a messenger RNA of Rhododendron vialii, 582 nucleotides long. RefSeq names its product cell wall / vacuolar inhibitor of fructosidase 2-like. The transcript has a single exon. Gene Ontology annotation, molecular function: enzyme inhibitor activity. The coding region runs from base 1 to 582 and encodes 193 amino acids. The record is from RefSeq and is a predicted model, not a curated record. NCBI's taxonomy places the organism in Eukaryota, Viridiplantae, Streptophyta, Magnoliopsida, Ericales, Ericaceae.
AUGGCUUAUUCUCUACCUUCUCUCCGCCGCUACAACCCCCUCCUCCUCCUCCUCUUCUGCUGCUGCUCUUCCACCCUAGUAAGUCCCACCUCCUCCUACGCAAAAAACCCGACCAAGCUCGUCGAGAGCGUCUGCAAAAACACGACCACUUACGCAUUCUGCGUCGACUCCCUCUACUCCGACCCGCGAACCCCGACCGCCGACGCCUACGUCCUCGCCUUCGUCUCGUUCGACUUGGCCUACGCCAACGCCACCAGUGCCGAGGCCUACGUACGGGCAUUGCUGGGCCGCCGCCACCGCCGCGGCAGCAGCCGCCGCGAUGAGUACUCGAGGCUCUUGGAGAGAUGCGACCGGUUGUACGGGGAAGCCGUCUCGGCUCUGGCGCUGGCGCUCAACGACUUGGACUCGGAGACUUACUCCGAACUGGCCUCUUACGCCGCCGACUCCGCUCGCAAGGCCGGCGACUGCCAGGCGGCGUUCCGAGGCACGGCAUUUCACUCCCCUUUGACUCGGAUGAAUCGCGAUUUGAGGGGCCUCGCCGGAAUCUGCAUUAUCGUCUCCCAUCUUUUUACUGCGUUGUAA